Molecule: messenger RNA, 3136 nt
Organism: Labrus mixtus (cuckoo wrasse)
Lineage: Eukaryota; Metazoa; Chordata; Actinopteri; Labriformes; Labridae
Exons: 7
Coding region: 81-2378 (765 amino acids)
Biological process (GO): negative regulation of inflammatory response
Source: RefSeq, a predicted model, not a curated record
CUUCAGGUGAAUGAGAGGGAAGCAGAGGAGCGGGACACGGUUCAGUGUGCGUAACGUUGAAAAGAAACAACCAGAGGAAAAUGACUUGUGUUACGUCGCUUGGGGCGCAUGCUUUUAUGACAACAUAUCUACUCUUCGUGAUGGGAUGCGUUGCACAGAAAGUAUACUUUGACUGUGGUGCCAAGGUGGAUGUGGUGGAUGUCCAAGGUCUUAUUCUGUCUCCUGGCUUCCCCUACAACUACUCCUCUGGGACACACUGUGUUUGGCAGUUCUUUGUGCCUGUUGAUUACCAGCUGAUUCUGGAGAUAUUUGACUUUGACGUCUUUGAAAGCCAUGACUCAGCUGCCCAGUUCGCCGCCAUCUCUAAUUUUGAGGAGGAAGAGGCGGACGAAGAGGUGACUUUCACUCCUGGAGGCUUAGUGUCCGAUGAAGCUUCAUCAGAAGUUAAAGAUACCACAAUUCUGAGUGCAGGUGAUGUCACGAAGAAUCAGCAGUCCUCCAAGGAUGGCGAGGUCAAGCAAGUAGUGGUCCAGGAACAGUCCACAAAAAUGGAGCUUGCCGAAGUCUCGAAUUCUGCCAAAAGAUCUGCAGAAGCCUCCUCUGGCCUGUCGUCACCACCUCCUCCCUCUCUUCACCUCCUGCUUGGGGCUGUGCCUGAUGGAGAUAAAGCUGUAAACUCUGCUUCCUUGUCUCACCUCAUGGGAGACCUCAGCCCCAGUUCUAAUCCAAGCCCAGUAAUGGAGGAGACAACCUUUGCCCCUCCACCUUCUACCGAAACUCCAGCUGUGAGCCCCGAAACCCAACACUCGAUGCUUGACACCUGCCCCCACGAUGUCCUUUACAUCUCGGACCUCAUCACCUUCUCCUCCAGGUUCUGCGGCUCCAACCGGCCUCCGAGCAGCCAGCUGGUUUUUGGCUCCAACCAGGAGAUGGUGGAGGUGAUCAUGGAGUUAAUCACCACCACCCACUGGGGUCGUGGCUUUGCACUUCUCUUCCAUUACCACAACCUGACUGAGCCAGGGGGGGACCGUCGAGCCACCGCUCUAGCAACCAGUAAAGUAGACUCUCUGCUGGCUGCUGUGAGUGGAGCUGCCUUCUUCGCUUUGAUACUUACAAGUGCCCUCUGCAUCAUUUUCAGACCCAAACUGUGUCCGAAAAGAGCAAGCUCCUGUGCAUCCAGCAACUCUGAGGUGCCAGAGGGGGUCCAAAGCAUCAGGGCGGAGGUCAGCGAGCUGCAGCUGAUUGCCGAGAAUCAGACCAACCUGGAGGCAACGACAGAGCAAGGCAAAAACAAUGGCAGCCUGCCACACACAGUCAGUGCUGGCAGGGACAUUUCCCACAAUGAAGAGGUGGACCUGUCCUGCAGCGGUUUGACGGAACUCGACCUUGGAGCAGACGAGGUUUUCAUUGUAUCUUCAGCCCCUAGCCCGAGCAGGCUACCCUUCUCACCUCACACACAGCGGGAGAGGUUUCUGCGGCACAGUGACACAGGUCCAGGCCCCGCAGGUGACUGGCCCUCACUAGACUCCAAUGCCUCACCAAAUGGCUCCAGGUCUGCCAAGGACAGCAGCAGCGGCUGUUCCAGACCCAGAGCUUGGAGCGUACGUACCUUCCAGGACUUCCUCCCUCCUCUGCCGCAGCUGCAUAAGAAGUGGUGCAGCUGGAACUCCACCAGUCCCUUCACCAAGCUAGUGGACAGCACUCCAUCCAGUUUGGUCACUGACUGCAGGGAGGGCGAGAGCAGGAAGGUCUUCUCUGACAUUCACCUGGAGGCCAAUGCAGACAACAGCAUCACAUCCGACUCUUCCAUCAGCAACGCCUCCUACCCCCUCACACAGCCUGCUCAGAGGCAGCGGCGUCUUAACUCCGCAAGCAAUCUGCGGCGCUCCCGCUUCACAGGGCACUGCUUUGGCCUGCUCUCUGGGACGGCAGACCCGACGAAGGCUCCCUGUCUCACUCUUGCGCCUGGCUCCCCCUCAGACUCCAGCCCUGGCUCUCCGUCCUCCACCCAGGGUCAGAUCGAGAGUGGCCAGGCCGGGAAGAGGUUCCCAGGAGAGGCUGAUCACAUCAGUGUGCCAGUGUUCGCCAUCUCUGAGGAGGAGGACCGGCAGCCUCUGGUCUCAGCCGAGCACCUGGAUCAGACCUCUCUCUCCACCGUGCUGAACGGAGCGAUAAGGGGGAUAUAUGAAAAGAAGAGGCCUCUCGAUGCAAGCAGCAGCCUCAGCCCCCAGAGCCAGAGGGCCAGACCCGAGUGGAGGCCAUGGGGGAGCCAGGUGACAGGAGGGGUGGGGCCGCUCCCAUCCAUCGAGUCAAACAAAGUCAACCAGCCGUCUCUCAGUCAGUCCUCAGUGCUGUGCAGUGUGACCAAUCACAUGUGACCACACAGUCUUCAAGUUUGUGAAAAGAGCAGAGACUCUGGUGGGCCAGUUAUACAUUUCUGAACUCUUAGUGCCACUCUGUAAAAUAUAUAACAUUUACUUUCUGUACUAUUACAAAAUGAUUACUUCAUCAAGUGUAGCCUCAGCUGCUGCUGGCAAAUCUAUUCUUCUCACUCUAGCUGUUUUGUAUUUUUAUAUGAUUUUCUUUGGACAAAUAUUGGAAUAAUAUGCUGCUUACCAUGCCAAGGCUGCGACUGCUGUGGUUAGUGUUUGUUAAAAAAAUAAAAUAAAAAAAAAUGAUUGCAAAAUGCUAAGAAAAAAGUAUUAUCGAAGCAAUUAUCCAUAACCCGGAACUCUUAGGAGCACUUUAGAAAAACUAGAUUUAUUCAGCCAGUUAUAACACUCAAACAUUGCACUUUGCUUUCAAUAGCUCAUUCAUUGUGGAUUUUGUGCUGCUAGUGCCAGAUUCCUGUUUUUUUUCUGAUGUUUAUUUCUUAGUGCUGGAUAAUGAAUGCUUCUACAAUGACUUAUUACCCAAAAGUGUUCUGCAGAGCAUCGACUGUGUUACGACAUGUGGAUGCAGUAUGUUCUCCUGAAGCUCAUCCUGGAUUAUAAAAGGGAAAUUAAAUAAAGUUAAUGCAAAUAGAGUUUCUACUAUACGAUAUUAUGUAGUAUAAGAAGAGAGAACUAGAAACCACAAUAGUAUUUAAAAUGAAUAAUGAAUCUAUGUAAAGUUUUAAUAAAGGCUAUUUCAUUCA